This is a messenger RNA of Lycium ferocissimum, 1102 nucleotides long. RefSeq names its product ER membrane protein complex subunit 8/9 homolog. Gene Ontology annotation, cellular component: EMC complex. The transcript has 5 exons. The record is from RefSeq and is a predicted model, not a curated record. NCBI's taxonomy places the organism in Eukaryota, Viridiplantae, Streptophyta, Magnoliopsida, Solanales, Solanaceae. The coding region runs from base 13 to 630 and encodes 205 amino acids.
GCUUCAGGUGCAAUGGUAAUGGAAUCAACGUACGAGAUUAACCAAAACGCAUACAUCAAGUUAAUCCUUCAUGCAUCUAAGCACAAAACUAACGCCGUUAACAGCAUUCUCAUCGGCCGUAUCUCCGGCGACGAUAACAACGCCGUCGAAAUAACGGAAUCCGUUCCGUUAUUCCAUUCACAAAUUGGCCUACUUCCUCCACUUGAAAUUGCCCUAAUUAUGAUAGAGGAGUAUUAUUGUGAUAAAGGUUUAAGCAUUGUUGGUUACUUUCAUGCCAAUGAGAGAUUUGAUGAUUCCGAGCUAGGAAAUGUUGCCAAGAAUAUUGCAGAUCACAUCUACCGAUAUUUCCCUCAAGCUGCUGUACUCCUGUUGGAUAACAAGAAGUUUGAAACUUUAUCAAAAGAGGGGAAAGACAGGAGUCCAGUAAUGCAGCUUUACACCAAGGAUGCAUCUAGGAGCUGGAAACUAGUGGGUUCAGAUGGAAGCAGUCGCUUGAAAAUUAAACAGCCAUCAGCAAAUGUGGUCCUUCUAGAUUACAUUUCAUCAGGGAAAUGGAAGGAUAUUAUAGAUUUCGAUGACCACCUUGAUGACAUUAGCAAGGACUGGGUGAACACAGAGCUCUUCAAUUGAAGUUUUUAUAUGGAACGGGCAAUUGGCCUGUUGUUGCCGUCUCUGAAGGAAAGGAUUCAUCACUUCAAAGUUUGCAAACACGAGAAAAAUUCACCAUUUCAGUUAUGGCAUUGUGAUCCUAUAGAAGGUUGCCUGGGGUUAUAUUCUCACCAAAAGCGACACAUUUGUCAAAAGUGCGCACAGUAGUACCUGUGCAUGAAACUACAUAUUAUUUGACCUUGGUGGUGACUGAUGAUGAGGUUUUACUAAUCUUCAGCUUCUUUUAUAAUCAGAAAUGAUUACGAUUUAGUUGUCGUUUUACUAUUUUAGUGUAACAAGGAAAAUAGUAAAUUCUCAAAGUGUUUAGCAGGUCAAAGUGAGAACAGAGAGAUGCUUCAGUUUUACUGUGUUUGGAAUUCUUCACGUUAUGCUCUUCUCAUAAUUACAGGCUUUGGAUUAUGCUUGUUAGUGAUAUUGGGAGAUUAUUCCAAAA